This is a messenger RNA of Clarias gariepinus (North African catfish), 2377 nucleotides long. RefSeq names its product forkhead box I3a (gene foxi3a). Bases 783 to 1886 code for a protein of 367 amino acids. The transcript is spliced from 2 exons. Gene Ontology annotation, molecular function: RNA polymerase II cis-regulatory region sequence-specific DNA binding; DNA-binding transcription factor activity, RNA polymerase II-specific. Gene Ontology annotation, biological process: anatomical structure morphogenesis; cell differentiation; regulation of transcription by RNA polymerase II. Lineage: Eukaryota; Metazoa; Chordata; Actinopteri; Siluriformes; Clariidae. The record is from RefSeq and is a predicted model, not a curated record.
GCGGUUUCACAAAGGUACGGAGAGUUCCAGCGCGCGCCUGCGCGUGUUUGUACUGUACAAGGAAAAACUUUUUUUUUUAAAAACAAUUUUCAUUCUCAAAAACUCAAAAAAGAGUUAAAUAGUUUAUUAUUAUUAUUAUUAUUAUUAUUAUUAAUUCAAAGUCUUUAGACAGGGUUUUUGUAUGUUGUUUUGUUUUAGAAAAAAUACUAAAGUGACUUCCACUUUAGUAUAUGACUUUAAUUUAAUAUAUAUGUAUAUAAUAUAUACAUAUAUAUUAAAUCUUUAACCUUUAUAUAAAAUAUACCUUUAAUAUAAUAUAUCUUGAAUCUUAAACUUUACUCAGCUGCAUUAAUAAUUGCCAAUUUUUAAAAUACUGAUCAUAAGUCUUAACAUUCAAGUCAUUUGUUUUAAAAUGUAAAUCAAAAAUUCAGGAAAAUCCCUUUAAAUAUCUUUCAAUGCGUUCAUAUUUUAAUGUGAUCUGUUUAUAAGGUAAAGUAAAACAACAUGUGACCCAACCAUUUUCAUCUGUGGCAACAAUUCAAAAUUCCUAAUUCAAAGCAAUUUCCAAGAACAUGCUUCUAAGUUCCACUUACCAUAGGUGUUUUUCCACCCUGCCUCUAAUUUCAUCAAAAACAAAUUAGGUAUGAGGUGUAAAAAUGACUAGCCAAUCAGAGUAGAGAGGGUGUAGCCAAAGAGGUAUAAAUACUUCAGGUGAUAGAGGUAGCAGUUUAUGGUGCACUUGACCGACUUAGCAGGAGGCAACGGACAGCACUAGCGUGAGCAUGACAUCAUUUGUGCCACAAACCCUAUCACCCCAAUUCCACACAAUGGGCCAGGAAUCCCAAGAGUACAGCUUGUACAACGAAAAUUUCUACAGUCCUCCGCCUCUGCCGAGCCCACAGCAGACCUUACCGUCUGUCAGUGACUUGGGCGAAUAUGCCACCCCGGCCACCAACCCUUACUUGUGGUUCGGUAACCCUGGGCUGAAUGCUGCGUCCAACAUCGGAGGAGGGCCGCAGCCCUACGGCAUGCAGAGACCCUAUCUCAGGACAGGACCAAUGCCAGGCACAGAAGGGGCCUUUAGCUGGUUCUCUUUGCCUUCUCAAGAAGACUUGAUGAAGCUUGUCAGACCGCCAUAUUCUUACUCAGCUCUGAUAGCCAUGGCAAUAAACAGCGCCCCAAACAGAAGGCUUACGCUCAGUCAAAUCUAUCAGUACGUAGCGGAGAACUUCCCUUUCUACAACAAGAGCAAGGCUGGCUGGCAGAACUCCAUUCGUCACAAUCUUUCACUUAACGAUUGCUUCAUGAAGGUGCCAAGGGAUGAUGAUGACCCAGGAAAGGGCAACUACUGGACGCUCGACCCGAACUGUGAGAAAAUGUUUGAUAAUGGUAACUUCCGUCGCAAGAGAAAGAGAAAAUCAGAUUCCUUGCCUGAAGAAGAGGGAAAAGGCUACACAGAAACAGACUCUACUGCAUCCAGCCCAAAAGACCAGAACAAUACGCUUCACGAAUCUGAGAAAGAACCUUCUCCUGUUUCAGCAGGCGCAGCACCCUGCCUUAAUGGCUUCUUGUCUCAGAUGAAUGAAAUGGUCUCAGGUUCAAGUAGCAUGCGAGAGGGUGCACUGAUCCACUCUUUGCCACUGGGUGUGUCUAUGGACACUCAGAGCGUCUCUCCGAACGGUGGUUUUGGCUCUUACUCGUCGAAUGCUACAGUAUCGCAGUGGGAGACGCAGAUUCCUCCACCGUCUCAAUCGAGCAUCUCUUCCUCACCCUCUCACUAUACAGCCAGCUACAGUGACUCAAUCCUUAGUCAGUUCAAUAACAAUCCGUACUCAGGUCUGGACUCUAAUACUAUGGUGUAUCCACGGCAAGGCACAGACGUGUAGAGGAACCAAAGUGUGUUUUCCACCUAAAUUUCUACAGUGUUGCCGGAGGUCAAGCAGACACUCAGUAUCCCACUCGCCCUGCCUAAAUCACCUCACUUUGUGAAUGUUCACACACACUGCUCUCAUCCCCAACUGCUGAUAGCGUCUCAUUUCAGGCUACAGCUAAGUAUUUUAAAUGUGCUGAUGAGGCUUAAUGUUGUUGUAUAUGAAGUCCGAUGUCUGAACUGAACCAGUAUGUUGUAGUACAUCAUUCACUGCACUGACUUUACUGUAUUUGUGUUGCUGUUGUUGUUGUUUUUAAAUAUUUUUUCUUACUGUAACAUAUGUUUGUGUGUGUACAUGUAUCUGUACAGAAAUAAACCAAAAUCAAACUGGCAUUUUUUUGUGUAUGCCUAUUUUGUAUAAAACAAUUCAACAACCUUAAAUGCAACAUCACCAUAGAGAUUGUUUUGAAAUAUAACAUAUUGCAACAAUGUGAGAUAUAAUACUAA